Messenger RNA from Alosa alosa (allis shad), 3388 nucleotides. It is a transcript of the gene stxbp1b, whose product is annotated as syntaxin binding protein 1b. Gene Ontology annotation, molecular function: syntaxin binding. The coding region runs from base 82 to 1899 and encodes 605 amino acids. Gene Ontology annotation, cellular component: secretory granule; plasma membrane. The record is from RefSeq and is a predicted model, not a curated record. NCBI's taxonomy places the organism in Eukaryota, Metazoa, Chordata, Actinopteri, Clupeiformes, Clupeidae. Gene Ontology annotation, biological process: intracellular protein transport; vesicle-mediated transport; neurotransmitter secretion. The transcript has 20 exons.
GACCGUUCACCGUUGCUCCAGUGGAGGGUCGGAUAGACGGAACAGAAAGGGACGCGGAGGCGCCGUCACAACGCAAGCAUCAUGCCACCCACCGGGCUCAAGGCGGUUGUCUGCGACAAGAUUAUGAACAAUGUCAUCAGGAAAGUCAGAGUAAAAGGAGAAUGGAAGGCAUUGGUGGUGGACAAGCUGAGCAUGAGAAUGAUUUCCUCAUGCUGCAAGAUGACAGACAUCAUGUCGGAGGGCAUCACAAUUGUUGAGGACAUCACUAAGCGGCGUGAGCCCUUGCCCAGCAUGGAAGCCAUUUAUCUCAUCACCCCCAGUGACGAAUCUGUAGAGGGUCUCAUCAAUGACUUCAGAGAUCCCCGCAAUAUCAUGUACAGGGGGGCUCAUGUCUUCUUCACAGACGCUGUCCCAGACACACAGUUCGGCCUGCUGACCAAAUCCCGGGCCUCCAAAGUCAUGAAAACCUUGACUGAGAUUAAUAUAGCCUUCCUACCCUACGAGUCGCAGGUGUUCUCUGUGGACAGACCAGAUGCCUUCCAAGACUUCUACAGCCCCUUCAAGGUCGACGUGAAGAACCAGAUGCUGGAGAGGCUGGCUGAGCAGCUGGCCACCGUGUGCUCCACACUCAAAGAGUACCCCGCUGUCAGAUACAGAGUGGAGCACAAAGACAACGCCAUUCUGGCUCAGCUUCUGCAGGACAAACUGGACGCCUUCAAGGCAGAUGACCCCACCAUGGGAGAGGGUCCCGAUAAGGCUCGCUCUCAGCUGUUGAUCCUGGACAGAGGUUUUGAUCCUGUGACUCCUGUCCUGCACGAGCUCACCUUCCAGGCCAUGAGCUAUGACCUGCUGCCCAUUGAAAAUGAUGUUUACUCGUUUGAGACCAGCGGAAUGGGAGAGACUCGUAUGAAAGACGUCAUUUUGGAUGAGGAUGAUGACCUUUGGAUGACUCUGCGUCACAAGCACAUUGCAGAAGUGUCCACGGCAGUGACAAAAUCGCUGAAGGACUUCACAUCAAGCAAAAAGAUGAACACUGGAGAAAAGACCACACUAAAAGAGCUGUCGCAGAUGCUGAAAAAAAUGCCACAGUAUCAGAAGGAGCUGAGCAAGUACUCCACUCAUCUGCACCUGGCUGAGGACUGCAUGAACAAGUAUCAGGGCGCCGUGGACAAGCUCUGUCGUGUGGAACAGGACCUGGCGAUGGGUGCUGAUGCAGAAGGGGAGAAGGUCAAGGACCCCAUGCGUGCCAUCGUGCCCGUCCUGCUUGAUGCCAACGUCUCCGUGUACGACAAGAUCCGUAUUAUCCUCCUGUACAUCUUCCUGAAGAAUGGUGUCUCUGAGGAGAACCUUUGUAAACUCCUCCAGCAUGCCAAUAUCCCUCCAGAGGACAGUGACAUCAUUUCCAACAUGGCACACAUGGGACUGCCCAUCAUCACAGAGGUGGCGCCAAAAAAGGCAAAGAAGCCAGACCGCAAGGAGAGGAUCAGCGAGCAGACAUACCAGCUCUCACGAUGGACUCCACUUGUCAAAGACCUCAUGGAGGAUGCCGUUGAGGACAAACUGGACCCAAAACUGUUUCCAUACAUCUCCACUCGGACUGCCUCUUCCAAAACCACCACAGCUACAAGUGCCCGCUAUGGCAACUGGCACAAGAACAAGAGUCCGGGGGAGGUGCGCACCGGGCCCCGUGUCAUCGUCUUCAUCAUCGGCGGCAUGUCUUACAGCGAGAUGCGCUGCGUCUACGAGGUCACACAAGCCAACGGGAAGUGGGAGGCUCUCAUUGGUUCCACCCACAUAGUCACACCGCUGAAAUACCUAACGGCCCUGAAGCACCAGGACUUCUUGGACCCCAACGCCGCCGCUGAAGACCAGAUCACCCCAGAGGCGGAGGAGAAUUGAGAGAGAGAGGAGAGCAUGAACGAGAUCAAAUGACAUCAUCAACCCUACUCGCCUUCUACAAGCCGUCAGAGACAUGAACAAACCUAAAUAUAGGCUGGAUUUCUGAGACUCUGUCCACACUGUCCAAGCUGUCCCUCUCUUCAACCUGUUCCCUCUCCAGCACUCCCAUAUCUACGAGCACAAGAUGAAAGCCAUGGAAAUACCCACCUUAUUUUAUAUGCGUGCAUUCAUAAUGAGGCGUGACAGUUCUUCAUAUCUUCUACAACACUCACAGUUCCUCCAGAUUAUGCCAAAUGUGGUUAUAACAAUCACUCCCCAUGUAUAAGGUAUACAUGUAUAGUAUGGAGUAACAACAUAAAGGCAACAUGUAGAGUUGCCGGUCUCCAUAAUACUGUUGAUGUUGUUGACAAAAAGAAGCCAAGUUGACUGUGCUGUGUUUAUAAUGUCUACGUGUUACACGUACAAAUACAUGAGGUCAGUCACAGGAAGUGACUCGUUUUGGAUUGUUGACUAAGGAAGGGUCUGGACAGGAGUGUGCCUCAGCUUUCAGAAUUAUCAUCACAGAGAGAGAAAUGCAAUGUUGCAAAAUGUCGUCAUAUUUAUAUACAGUAUACAGUGUUACAGGAAGUCACUUGCUCUACCGAAUGUAAAUGUCAAUGCUAUCUACUGUACACAUAGAUAGGGACCAGAGAGGCUUCAGAUGGGGACUGUUAAGUGUAUGGAUUUACAGGCCUGCUUCCCCUGCUUAUACAUUUUCAGUGGUUAUAAGGACCAAGUCUGACAUUUGGCUUAUUUUUAAAUGUUUUAUAAAAAUGUAGUCAUGCUGUCCUUUUCCUGUAGUUUGUAGCUCAGCUUUUGUUGGAGUGAAUGCCACAUAUAUUGCUGUUUUUAUGUCCUUUUGAAAAGCCAAUGUGAAGACACACUGUAUUGUAGUUAGUUAGCGUUAGCAAUAUUGUUGUCAGUAGAGAGGAGAUCUUGCUGUAUCUUUUAGCUGAUCUGUUUGUCUCCUGCAUCUCACCUCCAUUCAACUGGUCCUGCAGUUUCCGCUCUUUGGAAUGUCCCCCCAGUCUAGGGAUAAUGUGUGUCCCCUUAGUCGUGUGUUUGUGUGUGAGUAAGUGUGCGAGUGUGUGUGCGUGUGUAUCUAUCGAUUAUGUGUCUGCUCUGUGUGUCUAUGGAAUGUUCCCCCAGUCUAGGGAUGAUGUGUGUCCCCUUAGUCGUAGGUUUGUGUGUUUGUGUGUGUGUGAGUGUGUGUGUAUGUGUCUGUGCGUGUUUCCAUCGAUGUGUGUCUGCUCUGUGUGUCUAUGUUGCCUCUAUAAUGUCCACAGUUUGUGUGAUUAAAGUCACUUCAUUAGUGGAAAAGAAGCCAUAACAAUUCAUUUUACCGUGUGUCGACCUUAUUGGAAUUCUGAACAUGGGCAUUACAAAGUACAACUAUUACUCCCUGGUGUACUGAAGCUGUGAAAUAAAAUGGUUCCCACAUACAACGAAA